Molecule: messenger RNA, 8614 nt
Organism: Biomphalaria glabrata
Lineage: Eukaryota; Metazoa; Mollusca; Gastropoda; Planorbidae
Product: multiple epidermal growth factor-like domains protein 6
Exons: 22
Coding region: 36-3140 (1034 amino acids)
Molecular function (GO): scavenger receptor activity
Source: RefSeq, a predicted model, not a curated record
CAUAUAGAUUGCACCUGAAAGAUGCUAAAGGUGAAAUGUUUCCUGAUAACCACGAGAUGAUAUUGACAGGUACUUCAAACUAUACAGCAUUUGUCCCCAAAGAACCUGCUAAAAGUGUUUUUCUUCGAAAUAACAAAUUUAUUUUUAUCUGUGAAAUUGAGAUCUUUGGCGAUAUCCUCUGUAACGGGAGAAAAUAUGGUCGUGAAUGUGAAAAAGACUGCUUUUGUUUCAACCAAUCAGAAAAGUGUAAGGUCAGUACAGGAGGCUGUGUGUCAGGUUGUCCUGUUGGCUACUCUGGGGAAGAUUGCAAGUCGGAUUGCCCUGCUGGGACGUUUGGUAAGAAAUGUUCAAGAAAAUGUAACGAACACUGUGGCCAAGAUGGCAGCUGCGAAAGAAUCAAUGGAACCUGUCUGCACAAUUGUCAAGCUGGUUACUUGGGAGAUUUUUGCAACCUAACUUGUCCAUCUGGUCAGUAUGGUCAGCAGUGCCAACACACUUGUAGCCCUAAUUGUAAAGCCUCUAACCAAUGUGAUUUUGUCAGUGGGUCAUGCCUUGGAGGAUGCAUUCAUGGAUACAAGGGACAUAACUGUAGUGAGAAGUGCCCAUCUGGUCAGUAUGGUCAUUUGUGCCUAAACAUCUGUAGCCUAAAUUGUGGUGGAAAUGAAAAAUGUGAUCAUGUAAAUGGUUCUUGCCUGGAAGGCUGUAAAGAAGGAUUUACAGGACAUCACUGUAACGAAGUGUGUCCAUCUGGUCAUUAUGGUCAGCAAUGCAAAUCAAGAUGUAGUCAGAACUGUGGAGGUAAUGAAAAAUGUAGCCAUGUCAAUGGGUCCUGUCUAGAAGGAUGUAAGGACGGAUACCUAUGGGAAUAUUGUCUUGAUAUGUGUCCAUCUGGUCAGUAUGGUCAGCAAUGCAAAUCAAGAUGUAGUCAGAACUGUGGAGGUAAUGAAACAUGUAGCCAUAUCAAUGGGUCCUGUCUGGAAGGGUGUAAGGCUGGAUACCAAGGGCAUAAUUGUUCUGACACUUGUCCCUCUGGCAUGUAUGGUCAGCAGUGCAAAAUCAGAUGUUUCAAUUGCAGAGAUGAAAGCUGUAACCAUACUAAUGGCGCAUGUCUAGAAGGCUGUAAAGAUGGAUUCAAGGGACAACAAUGUUUUGAUAAGUGUCCAUCUGGUCAGUAUGGUCAGCAAUGCCAACACUUUUGCAGUCCUAAUUGUCAAGGGACUAAAACCUGUAAUCAUAUCAAUGGAUCAUGUCAAGACGGUUGUAAAGAUGGAUACAAGGGACAUAACUGUUCUGAAAGCUGUCAAUCUGGAUGGUAUGGCCAGGGAUGUCAACACAUCUGUAGUCAAAACUGUGGUGGAAAUAAAACUUGUAAUCAUAUCAAUGGGACAUGUCUUGAAGGAUGUAAAAAUGGAUACAUUGAACAUGACUGCAGUGAGAUGUGUCCAUCUGGUCGCUAUGGUCCACAAUGCCAACAAAGAUGUAGCCCUAACUGUGGAGGCAAUGAAGAAUGUAACCAUGUAAAUGGAUCUUGCCUGGAAGGUUGUAAAGAUGGAUACCAAGGAGAGAGUUGUGUUGAAAAGUGUCCAUCUGGUCAGUUUGGUCAGCAAUGCCAACACUCUUGCAGUCCUAAUUGUCAAGGGACUAAAACCUGUAAUCAUAUCAAUGGAUCAUGUCAAGACGGUUGUAAAGAUGGAUACAAGGGACAUAACUGUUCUGAAAGUUGUCAAACUGGACGGUAUGGCCAGGGAUGUCAACACAUUUGUAGUCAAAACUGUGGUGGAAAUAAAACUUGUAAUCAUAUCAAUGGGUCAUGUCUUGACGGAUGUAAAGAUGGAUACAAGGGACAUAACUGCAGUGAGACAUGUCCAUCUGGUCAAUACGGACAGAACUGUGCACACAGUUGUAGUGUAAACUGUUGGGGAACUAGAAGCUGUAACCAUAUCAAUGGCUCAUGUAUGGAAGGAUGCCAAGAUGGAUACAAGGGACAUAACUGUACUGAAACGUGUCCAUCUGGUCAGUAUGGUCAGCAAUGCCAAUUCAACUGUAGUGUUAACUGUGGAGGAAGUGGACGCUGUAACCACGUCAGUGGAUCAUGUUUGGAUGGAUGUCAAGAUGGAUACAAAAGAUAUAAAUGUACUGAGAAAUGUCCAUCUGGUCAGUAUGGUCAGAGUUGCCAACGAGUCUGCAGUGAAAAUUGUGCGGGAAAAAAACCCUGUAAUCACAUCAAUGGAUCAUGUCUGGAAGGAUGUCAAGAUGGUUUCAUGGGACAUAACUGCACAGAGAAGUGUUCGUCUGGUUACUAUGGUCCACGAUGCCAAGAAAGAUGUAGUCCCAAUUGCCUAGGAAAGGAAAAAUGUCACCAUAUAAAUGGCUCAUGUCUGGAAGGCUGUCAAGACGGAUUCAAGGGACAUAACUGUACUGAAAAAUGCCCAUCUGGUCAGUAUGGUCAGAGUUGCCAACGAGACUGCAGUGUAAAUUGUGUAGGAAUUAAAAACUGUAAUCACAUCAAUGGCUCAUGUCUGGAAGGAUGUCGAGAUGGUUUCAUGGGACAUAACUGCACAGAGAGGUGUCCAUCUGGCUAUUAUGGUCCACAAUGCCGAGAAAGAUGUAGUACCAAUUGCCUAGGAAAUGAAAAAUGUCACCAUAUAAAUGGGUCUUGUCUGGAAGGAUGUCAAGAUGGAUAUCAGGGAUAUAACUGUACUGAAACUUGUGUCUCUGGCUACUUUGGAUCUGAAUGUAAUGAAAUCUGUAAUGCUCAAUGUAACAUCACAUGCCAUCCUGUGUCUGGAUACUGUCUUGGUGGAUGUAUUGAUGGAUAUAUGGGAGACCUAUGCAAUGAAACAUGUCAGUCAGGAACGUUCGGACCAAACUGUAGUGAAAUUUGCCACACCAACUGUAAAAGAGGUGUGUGUCAUCAUGUCAAUGGAAGCUGUCUGGAAGGAUGUGCUGGUGAUUACACAGGACACACCUGUUCAGAAGCUUUGCCUGUUGCAUCAAUGAGUGUUGACAGCACCAUGGCCAUUGGUGUGGGAAUGGGAGUCGGAGUUUUAAUUACUGUGUCUUUGGUGGGUGUCCUAGUGGCCUCAGCUAUGAAACAGGCAGUCCCAGCAGGAAUGAACAAAUUGAUGGUCAAUCAGUGACAGACUUGAGUUUAUGGCGCAGGUAUUUUUGGUGCUUGGAAACACAAGAAUCAAAGUUUAGGAAGAUAUUUCUUCAGUGAUGGGCCAUUUUUAGCCUACUUGUUACACAUGUCAGUGAUAUCUUACUUGCCAACUAAUAAUGGUUUUUGUAAUAGUAAGAACAGCUAGUUCUACCAAUUUUGAUAGAAGAAGAUUCAACUACACAGCCUUUCACUAUUUGGACUAUACAAGUUUGUAGAAUUCCUAUUUGUACUGUGAUAGGUGCAGGACUUUGUGAAUAUGCUUUUGUUCACUACCUAGUAUUUUAAUUAUUCCUAGUAUUGAUUGUCUCUAUAUUAAGCUUGAUCUUCAAGUUCGAAGACAGAAAAGAUUUUUCCCCAAACUGACAAUUAGAGAUAAUGCCUAUGCUUGCUAAGAAGCAUUUUAGGUUUUAUUUCCAUCAUUAAGACCUAUCUGUUCAAAAAUUCUUUAGAUUAGUUUUUCAUUUUAGAUCUCGUGUUUAUGUUUGUAAUGUUAUCACAGCGCCUUGAGCCUACACUGUGUUUGUUAACAGUGCUUUAUUAUUAUUAUUAUCUGUCCCUAUUUUUUUCUUUUUAUAUAACUUGUAUCUGCGGCUCAAUUGAACACAAGUAACAUUGGUUGAAAUUUUAAUCUAAUUAAUUUUUUUUGUUUAAAGAUCGAUGGUAACUUUUAACGUCCUGAUUGAGAUGUUCUGCCAUUUUACUCAUCCGUCAGGUUUACUCUCAAAUACUGAAACAAAGAGCCUUUGAAAUACUCUUUAAACAAGUGCAACAGCUACUUUUGAUGAUCUGGUUUAUUGUAUUUCUUAGCAUGAUUAUACAUACAAGCCGUUUUAAAAUAAGAGGCCAUUUAGCUCAUGCUUAUAUUUACAAGAUUUAAAAAAGGCAGUUCAUGUUGCUCGCUAAUUGUAUAGAAAAUAGGUCAUGCACAGCUCAAGCUAGAUUACAAAAGAAAUCGACUUAAAGAAUCAGUGUUUCUCUUACUAAACCAAUUUCAUGUCGGUUAAUUGUAAAGUCCUAUUUGAAUUAUGUAGGUGUGAGUUUGUAUGUAACUUUGUAUGUGCGAAUGAUUAAAAGAUUGAGCUACAUGUACGUCUGUGUAACUUAAAAGUUCUUUUAUUUGUUCCUUUUAAAAUCUUAAAAUGUACAUUUUUUGUUAUAAGUUGUAUGUUACUUAGGCCCCGAAGCAUUUUUUUUUUUCGACAUUUGAUCUGAACUAUUAAUUGUCAUUUUGAGAAGAUCCAGAGAUUAUUUAUAUUCAAAUAUUGACUUUUAAUCCUCCAGAUAUUACAAGUAUAAAUAAUAUAACAAUUCAAGGACCAACAUAUCCGUGCAAAAUACACUAUUAUCAGCAACUACCUCAAUCCACUUUGUUUUUCAGUCUUAAAUGAAUUUCCCACCAUUAGAAAGAAUUAUCUUCCUUGACAAACUUUAACCACCAGUAGAAAGAAUAAUCUUCCUUGACAAACUUUAACCACCAGUAGAAAGAAUUAUCUUCCUUGACAAACUUUAACCACCAGUAGAAAGAAAAAUCUUCCUUGACAAACUUUAACCACCAGUAGAAAGAAUUAUCUUCCUUGACAAACUUUAACCACCAGUAGAAAGAAUUAUCUUCCUUGACAAACUUUAACCACCAGUAAAAAGAAUUAUCUUCCUUGACAAACUUUAACCACCAGUAGAAAUAAUUAUCUUCCUUGACAAACUUUAACCACCAGUAGAAAGAAUUAUCUUCCUUGACAAACUUUAACCACUAUCUGGAAUUUACCUGCUUUCCCACUUUAUGUAAGAUGUGGUUAUCUUGUCUUACAAAUUACGAAAGUUACUUCAAAAGAGAAGAUAAUUACGUCCUACACAUUUCAGGUUUCAAUCUAGUCAUACUUUUUAAUCAGUGACAUAAACUCUUAACCUUUGGUUUUCCUGGCAACCCAUUCCAUGCUCCAAGAGCACUAGGGAAGAAGGAGCACUUGUAUGAAUUAGUCCAAGCGUAUGGAAUAAGAUUGUAUUAGGUUUGGUUUUAUAUUUGUAAAUUAGUGUUUAGUGUUUUAUGUACUACUUCACUUUUGAGUCUUCUGUCCUGAAGUCUCAUAAAGUGAUUUUUACUAAUGGUUUUAUUCUAGUCAAAUGUGAAUAUUCGUUUGUUAUAAACCCUCUAUUUUGUGUCUGUUUUUUUACGUUUUCUUGAAUUGAUGGAUCCCAAAAAGAGGAUACAUAUUCUAAUAUAUUGGCCUAACUAAGGCUUAGUUUUAUGUUUUUGUUUAAUUUGUUAAAAUUUCUUUCAAUAAACCCUAAUGUUUUGCUUGAUUUUUGUUAUCAAAGAACCCUCAUAUUGAUGAAAUUAUAAUUUUCAUUUAUUAUCUAUUCUUUAAACAUGCGUAUGAUAGACGCCCCAUUCUACCUUUUGCAAUUGACCUGCCAUAUUGUAUUAGAAUUUGUCAAUAUUUACUGUAUGUUUAAAGUCUGUUUAUACUGGAUUCAUAAUUACUUCAUCACAGUAUUUAUUCUAAAACAUAAAACUCUAGCAAUAGACCAUACAAACAAAAACAAAACAAACUUGUCUAAAAAUGUAACAUUCAAAAUGUCAUUUUAUUUUCAUUUUGUCAACAAAGACGUGGAGUAUAAAAAUAUCAAAACUUUGUACAAGAAUAGUUUCAUGCUAAUUAAAUGGCAUUAAGAUUGACUUCUAAAAGAAUAGACCAAAGAAACCAAGUGGGCCAAAAUUAAGGACAUUUGGUCCAUAAAAAGAGUGCAUUUAAACAAACAUCAGUCAGCUUCUUGUUAAAGGUCCUUAUUGAAUCAGUUAUGAAAUGACAAUAUAAAUAUCAAAGAGAAAUUGGAAAUCUUCCCAUUAAAAUUAAAUAAAUGACAGCAAUAAUUGUAUUAACAUAUGCUUUUUUUUUUAUAUAUAUUACUGAAUUAUAUCAGUUCAUGGUUUGAUUUUGAUGUAAAUAUUUUUAUUUUUCAAGAACUUACACAUUUCCAGUGAUUUUAAAAUCUUUUCUGGCUAACAAAGUUACGGGCAGCCAAAUGUUUCAUUGUAGUAAUAAUGAGACAAGGCUGCUUUCUUUCACCAACACUUUUCAAUAUUUUCCAUGAAAAGAUAAGGGAGGAUGCUAUUGAAGAAGCUAAUAAUAAUAAGACUUGUGUUCGAGUCCGAAGAUCAGUGGGGAAUGCAGUAUUUCCCAUGGCUGCGCAGUCCGAGCUGAGACCUACAUAUUUUGCCACAUCCAGGGCAAGCAUAGCCAUUGUUUGCAUGCGGUCGAUUUAGAUUUUCUUUUCGCCGUCUGCGUUUGUCCUCGGCAGCAGAUUUUCUUUUUGGUCUUAAAUGUGUAUCCCGCAGCCUACGCGAGUGACCUCCAGCUGUCUCGUUCCGACGCCGCAUGCAGCCAGGUGCGCUCUUCUAUGUCAGCCAAGGAAAGUUGACGCCUAACCUGGUCUUUGAAGCGUUUCCAUGGGGCGCCUGUUACGUCGACCACCUUUUAGCUCACCAAAAAAGACUGCCUUUGGCAUACGUUCGUCUCCCAUACAGCGCAACUGUCUGACCGAAAGAAGUCCCUCUAUACUGUCCAUACCGGCGUUUGCAAGGACAUCGCUGUUUAUAGUGCGGUCUUUGCCACCGUAUGUCCAUGAUGGAGCUCAAGCAUCUUUGGUGGAAGCACUCAAGAAGUCUUGGAUGUUUCCUGUAUAGCAGCGGUUCUCAACCUUUUAAGCUCGGCGACCCCUUCUUACAAUCACCCACUCUGCCGUGAUCCUCCCCCCCACCCCGCACAGGAAUAGAAGAAUAGACAAAAACAAUCCAUUUUUUCGAUGGUCUUUGGCGACCCCUGGCAAAUCAUCAAUGUACCCCCCAGGGGGUCGCGACCCACAGGUUGAGAACCCCUCCUGUAUAGUGUCCAUCAAAGAAACAUUUGAGUCCUUCGUCUAUCCCUUAAUCUGUUGGGGCACCACACAAUAUUUGUCCACAGUCGUUCUCCAUUCCUCUGUCUUUUGUCUUGGAUAGAACCUCUUUCAAUGGCAUGUCCUUCUUUUUCCAGGUACUGUUCCCUGAAGGAAGGUCUUUGUGAGCCUCGUAGACCUUGUAAUAUGGCCAUAAAGUUUUGGUUUGCGUUUGUUGACAGUACUUAGCAGGUCAUCUUGAGGUCCAAUUGCUGUAAUAAUCCUGUUUCUGAUCUCUUCAUUGGCCAUUCCAUGGAUCUCUUUGUUGCUUCUCACUUCCAUUCCUAGGAUGCUCCUCUCUAGUUCUGUAGUCAGAAUCUAAUGCUCACAAUUAUGUAAGGAUGUGGCCAUGACCAGGGAGCGCAUCGUUCUGAUUUUUGUGUCAAAUUCAGUAAAGUAACUAAAGUUUCCCCUUUUCAGACCUUGCGAUCUAUAGGGCAGAUGAUGCAGAGGUCAUCAGUUUCUGUGGCCCAUGGUUCACGAGGGUGUCAUGUGGCCAGCACAACGACCAACCGCCUUUACUUUUCCCCCAACUUAUGUCAAGUACCCAUUAGAGCUGGCUGGAUUCAGAGGCACCCAAAGAUCCCAAAAUUACAAAUCCCAGGAUUCAAACCCGGGUUCGGAAGCCAAGAGCUUUAACACUCAGCCUCCUUAAAGUCUUGGGUGCUCAAAAUAAAAAGGCAUCAUUCGAAAUUAUAAUGGUCAAACCAAGGUUUUUUACUGUUUGGUCAUAAGGUUUUUUAUUUCCACAAUGAUUUACUGUACUUUUAAAUUUCUAGGAAAAUCAUUAGAGUUUGUUACAAAACACUUGUCCACCUAGUUUCCAACUUUUUGAUACCUGAACCUGUCAAGAGUUUGCAAGCUAAUAGCAGGAAUUUUUUUUUAAAGUUGACUAAAUCAACGAAAAUAAAAAAUAUACAAUAACUUUCAUGACCUAUCAAAUUUUUUUUUCUGAUGGGGGUAUCUAUACAUUUCAAAACUGCUCAUACAAAAGAAAACUCCAAAAUUUUUUGUAAAAAUUAAAAUCAUAGAUUUGUAUACACUUUUCAUUACCUUUCAAAAACUUUUUUACAGACAAACAUUUUUUCAUGUACAUCAAGAAAUGAUCCAUUUUGUUUUCCCUGUAUUAAAAAUAUAUAUAUUUUUUUUAUUAUGAUGCGUUUAAACUUAGCAACAUGCUUUGCUCAAAAGAUUUGAUCAUUUUUGAGUGACGUCACACUUCCGUGUCCAGGUCAAGACUUUAUAGACUAGUCGAAGCAAAAGGUCCACUAUUUCAAAGAGCGAAAGAAUGGACAGUCCAAUCCACAAGCCAAUACUUCCGCCAAUGUCUGACAGAAGUGUAGUAAACUAGAAAUGUACAAAGAUUGAUUUAUGUUAAAACAAACAAUUCAAUGUACACUAAAAAUAAACAAAGGAUUGAUAACAUUUUGAUGCUUUCAAAUACUUGUACUCAAGGCCUAUUGUAUUUAUAAAACAGACCAUUAUGAUAAGAAUCUAUUAAAUGAAAUAUUUUGUUUUUUU